Mixia osmundae IAM 14324 is the source of this 330-nucleotide messenger RNA. RefSeq lists its product as uncharacterized. Bases 1 to 330 code for a protein of 109 amino acids. Gene Ontology annotation, molecular function: microtubule binding. The record is from RefSeq and is a predicted model, not a curated record. The transcript is spliced from 2 exons. NCBI's taxonomy places the organism in Eukaryota, Fungi, Basidiomycota, Mixiomycetes, Mixiales, Mixiaceae. Gene Ontology annotation, biological process: cytoplasmic microtubule organization.
AUGGUGUGCGCCAAGUGCGACGCAAAGCUACGCAAGGGCCCUCAGCUAGCAGCGCCAGAUCCAUUCAAGAGCAAGGCAGAGAACUCGGCAGGUCGAAAGAUUGGAGAGAACAAGCUCUUGUCAUCCAAGCGAUACUCGCCCUAUGCGCCCGUCGCAGGCAGCAGUAAAGGCUCAGGAGCGGCCAUGGUCAGCCGGUGUACCACCUGUCGCAGUCAGACUUCACGCCCGGGUGCAAAGUACUGCCAGCAAUGCGCCCAAAAGGCUGGCAAGUGCGCUCUCUGUGGCGCGGCAAUGAUGGACACCAGAGGGUACAAGAUGAGCUCAAAGUGA